Messenger RNA from Lemur catta (Ring-tailed lemur), 6397 nucleotides. RefSeq names its product zinc finger and BTB domain containing 7A (gene ZBTB7A). Gene Ontology annotation, molecular function: protein binding; DNA-binding transcription factor activity, RNA polymerase II-specific; RNA polymerase II cis-regulatory region sequence-specific DNA binding. Bases 2073 to 3818 code for a protein of 581 amino acids. The record is from RefSeq and is a predicted model, not a curated record. Gene Ontology annotation, biological process: regulation of transcription by RNA polymerase II. Lineage: Eukaryota; Metazoa; Chordata; Mammalia; Primates; Lemuridae. The transcript is spliced from 4 exons.
CAGUCGGCGCCCACUAAAUGCUGGCGGGGAGGCAGGGGGAGGCAGGCAACUCCUCUCCCCCCCCCAGCCAGCCGGCGGAAGUGAGAGAGGUGCCGGUGCCCCUGCCCCCAGCGGCGCCCACCUGGCUCACCCAUGGGUGGCGGGGUUGGUUGGCCCCCUCCCCCUCCCUGCCAGCUGCCUCCGGAGAGGGCGUCCAGGAUUCCAUGUCAGUCCCCCCCGCCCCAGAACAGGACCAGGGCGUAACCCUGAGUGUGCCGCUCCCACUCUGGGGGGGCUGUCCACCACCAGCCAAUCACUCCUAUUGGCAGAGCUGGUCCUGGGAGGCCAGGGCCUGCUGCUGCCCGGUGGGGACUUCAGGCAGGGGACAUCGCCCCCCAUCCCAGGGCGGCUGGUGGUGGGUUCCCUGGAGCACCUAUCAGCUGGGCUCGGGGCUCUGUUUACCACCCGCCAUCGCUGUGGAGACAGCCUGGUGGGGGCAGGUCGCUGUAAAACCAAAGCCUAUUGAAGAAAGAAGAGCCAACGGGGACACUGAAAUUUUAAUUCGUGGGUCACUCUGGGGGGGGUAUUUAUUAUUCAGUUCUGAUUGGCUGCGUGGUGGCCACUCAGCACCCUGCCUGGGGCCAGAGCCACGCAACUCUCAGCCGAGGCCGGAGGGUGGCCGCGGGGAGCCAUGGGGCCCUUUGCUCUGUGUGGGAGACUGAGGUCUCACCUUGGCCUGGCAGGGCAGGUUCCUGGGUGACAGCAAGUCCAUGGUGGUUUGGGUUUUUUUCCUUUCUUUUCCUCGAGUUCCUCUGACCUAUGUCUGGGUCCACCUGGUGGCAGCCCCCAUUGCUGUUGAAGGAAACCAAGGCCUGGAGGGCAGGCUGGGUUUGAGCUUGGAAACUCUUGGGGUCAGAGUGAGCCCCAGAGUUGGUGCCAUUGCUGGGCAGGGGAGACUGAGGUGCAGGGGACACAGAGAAUGGCCCAAGGUCACCCUGCUGGAGCCAGAUCUGACCACUGUGGCCCUGCCUCCGGUGCGGGCCUGCUGGGGCGCCCUGUGUUGCAGUGGAGGGUGCCUGCCCACCUGUCUUUGAGAAGGGCCAGAGAGGUUGGCCGUAGAGCGUCAACUGCAGGCACCUGUCUAUGAAGGAAGCGUCACCGAGGCUUAUUAAACCCUUCUUCCAAAGAUGACAUUGAGGCUCAGAGAGGGCCAGCAAGGCUCCCAAGGUCACACAGCACGAGCCAUAGGCCUCCUGCCUCACAGCCUCACCGAGCUGACACUUUAUGGCAUGUGAGUGCGCAAGGCCCCUUUCCAGUCUGCCGUGCCACGGUUCUGCACCUUGGCCCUCAGAGGCGGGCAAGGCUCUGGGUUUUACAGCUUUGUGCCAGAGGAGACCAAGGUCAGGAGUCAGGGCCAGCCCCUCUGCAAGGGAGAUGGCCGGAGGAAGGGUCCUGUGAGGGUUGGAGGCCGGCACACUUGCACUCAGGCCUCCCGCCGCCUGAGUGUGACCUGUGUGUACUGUGGGGUUGUAGGGUGGCCCGGCUGGCACCUGCAGACCCACCUUUGCCAUGUCUCCUCUCCUCCCCCGGGGAAGGUCCCAGGUCAGCCCAGGGUAUGCCAAGGAUCCACUCGAGUGUUGGGCGUGGGUCACCAGCCACCUGAGACACUCGUCACCCCCACCUGUCACCUGGUGCUCCAGGCACCUGCCUGACCGCGAACCGCCCUGCAAUAGCCCUGGGCAGCAGGGACUAGAGGAACAAGCUUGGGUGGGGAAUGGGACGCUGACUGCAGACCCUGCCUCCCAGAGCUGUGAGGAUGAUGUGUAAGGUGGCCCUCUUGUCGUGACCGAGACCAGCCUCCCCCAGCCCCUCCGCGAAGCGCUGAGUCCAGAGCCCCAAAGCCCCAGAGCACAGAAGGCACCCGAUGAGGACCUGGCGCUUGCAAGAAACGCUGCCAAACGACCGGCCCCUCCAUCUGUCCCCCCAGCAGGCUGUGGACAGCCACUCUGUGGAAGCGUCCCCACCCACGCCUUUCUGGUUUGACUGGAAAACAAGGCCCCGGCCCACCACCUAUCGGGGUCUCGGCGCGGAAGAUGGCCGGCGGCGUGGACGGCCCCAUUGGGAUCCCGUUCCCUGACCACAGCAGCGACAUUCUCAGCGGGCUGAAUGAGCAGCGGACGCAGGGCCUGCUGUGCGACGUGGUGAUCCUGGUGGAGGGCCGCGAGUUCCCCACGCACCGCUCGGUGCUGGCCGCCUGCAGCCAGUACUUUAAGAAGCUGUUCACGUCGGGGGCCGUGGUCGACCAGCAGAACGUGUACGAGAUCGACUUCGUCAGCGCCGAGGCCCUCACCGCGCUCAUGGACUUCGCCUACACGGCCACACUCACGGUCAGCACCGCCAACGUGGGCGACAUCCUCAGCGCUGCCCGCCUGCUGGAGAUCCCGGCCGUGAGCCACGUGUGCGCCGACCUGCUGGACCGGCAGAUCCUGGCGGCCGAUGCAGGCGCCGACGCCGGGCAGCUGGACCUUGUAGAUCAAAUUGAUCAGCGCAACCUGCUCCGCGCCAAGGAGUACCUCGAGUUCUUCCAGAGCAACCCCAUGAACAGCCUGCCGCCCGCGGCCGCCGGCUUCCCGUGGUCCGCCUUUGGCGCUUCCGACGACGACCUGGAUGCCACCAAGGAGGCCGUGGCGGCUGCCGUGGCUGCCGUGGCCGCGGGCGACUGCAAUGGCUUGGACUUCUAUGGGCCGGGCCCCCCAGCUGAGCGGCCCCCAACGGGGGAUGGGGACGAGGGCGACAGCAACCCGGGCCUGUGGCCGGAGCGGGAUGAGGACACCCCGGCCGGCAGUCUCUUCCCGCCACCAGCGGCCCCGCCGGCCGCCACGCAGAACGGCCACUACGGCCGGGGCGGAGAGGAGGAGGCGGCGUCGCUGUCGGAGGCGGCCCCAGAGCCCGGCGACUCGCCAGGCUUCCUGUCCGGAGCGGCGGAGGGCGAGGACGGGGACGGGCCCGACGUGGACGGGCUGGCGGCCAGCACACUGCUGCAGCAGAUGAUGUCGUCGGUAAGCCGGGCAGGCGCCCCGGCAGCGGGGGAUAGCGACGAGGAGUCGCGGGCAGACGACAAGGGCGUCAUGGACUACUACCUGAAGUACUUCAGCGGUGCCCACGACGGGGACGUCUACCCGGCCUGGUCCCCCAAGGUGGAGAAGAAGAUCCGCGCCAAGGCCUUCCAGAAGUGCCCCAUCUGCGAGAAGGUCAUCCAGGGGGCCGGGAAGCUGCCGCGGCACAUCCGCACCCACACGGGCGAGAAGCCCUACGAGUGCAACAUCUGCAAGGUCCGCUUCACCAGGCAGGACAAGCUCAAAGUGCACAUGAGGAAGCACACGGGCGAGAAGCCGUACCUGUGCCAGCAGUGCGGCGCCGCCUUCGCCCACAACUACGACCUGAAGAACCACAUGCGCGUGCACACGGGCCUGCGGCCCUACCAGUGCGACAGCUGCUGCAAGACCUUCGUCCGCUCCGACCACCUGCACAGACACCUCAAGAAAGACGGCUGCAAUGGCGUGCCCUCGCGCCGUGGCCGCAAGCCCCGCGUCCGGGGUGGGGGACCCGACCCCAGCCCGGGGGCCACCGCGCCCCCCGGCGCCCCCGCCCCGCCCGGCUCCCCCGACGCCCGGCGCAACGGCCAGGAGAAGCACUUUAAGGACGAGGACGAGGACGAGGACGCGGCCAGCCCCGAUGGCUUGGGCCGCUUGAAUGUAGCGGGCGCCGGCGGCGGAGGUGACGGCGGAGGGGGCCCUGGGGCCGCCACCGAUGACAACUUCACAGCCGGACUCGCCUAAAAACCAAAAAGAGAAAACAGAAACCCGAGAACGAGAGAGCGAGAGAGAGAGAGAGAGAGAGAGAGAAAGAGAAAGAGAGAGAGAGAAAAACCACCCACCACCCCCCCAAAAACACAAAAAAAGAAAAUCUAUCUAUAUACAGAUAUCUAUAUCUAUAUAUAUAUAUACAGAUAUAUAUAUAUGAAGCGUCACAGAAUCUAGGGUAGCGCUUUCCUCAGACUGCCCCCUCCCUGAUGUGGUCCCCCCUCCAGGGCCCGGCCCCCCCCCGGCUGCCCCUACACACCCCGUCGCUGGGUUUCGGGGCUUGGUUUGGGGUUUUUGUGGGACACAAGGAUUCCGCGCACCCGAGCACCCGGCGGGGGGUCCGGGCCCGAGCCGAGGCCCUGGGCUGGGGUGAGGGCGGACUUGAGGGGCUGCGGGGGGUGCUGGGGACUGGGACGGGCUUUUAGUUCUCCCCUUGCAGGUUUGUAGGAGUCUUUUGGACAAGACCUUAAAUGAUUUCUGUCUGCUCUGAGUGGACGUUAAAAUGGACCCCCGGCCCCCCACCCUCCUUCCUCAGGGCACUUACUAAGGGGGGGGUCUGCCCUCGAUCUCCCCAACGGCCUCCCCGCCUCCCACCCUGCCCGUGGCUGGUGCCCCGCAUCUCCCGGCCGCCGAGACACAAAUCUAUUUAUUCCCAGGCCUGGAGGAAGGGGGACAGGACUGUGGGUUGGGGCUGGGGGGCAGUGGGGGCACCAGGAUGGCCCCGGUGGCUCCUGCCGCCUCCCUUCACGGCACUUAGAACCGGCGGGACCCCCAGGGGCCACCCCUCAGGGCGCCCUCCGCCCUCCCCCCACACCCAGACACCCCCCCCCAACGUUUGGAGAUUCAAAACUUUUGUCUCUGCCCUGUCCCCGGAACCCCUGUGUCCCGACUUUUUAAAGCACUUUUUAGAUUAUUUUUUUUUCUCUUUUUCUCCUUAAAAACAAAAUUUAUAUAUAGAUAUAUAUAGAUAUAUAUAAAAUAUAUACUUUUCCUCAGAGGAGCAGGCAAACCGUGUGGCGUGCGCAGAGCCCGGACCAGACAGAUGCCCGGGUCCGGGGAUGGCAGGGAUGACAGAGACAGACAGAGACAGUCCACAGUUCCAAUGUCACAAAAGCAAUAAAAGAAACAAAAACAAGAUUUUACAAAAUGAAAGGAAGAUUAAAAAAAACAAAAACAAAAAAAAUAGGCAACCCACCACAUUAGAAGUCUUGGCACUUUGUAACAGAACGGGUACUACACUUUAUCUUAAUUCUUAAUUUAAAAAAACCAUGUUUACAAGUUGCAACCAACUUCUAUGAAAAGUUGAAAAGACAAAAAAAAAAGCGAGAGAGAGAGAGAGAGAGAGAGCGCAAAAGAAAUUCCUAAAAGUCGAUUUAUUUUUGUACAAAAUAAUAAAAAAAAAAACCCACCGCAGAUGUAGAAUCCACUUCUGUUCCCCAAAGGCAAGAAGGGGGGUGCCCAGGAGGAAGCCCCCGGAAGGGACCCGAGAGACACGCUCCGAGGGGUCUGUCGUGGGACCCGUGGAAUUGGCCUCAAAGGCAGGAUGGUGGGGGUUUUGUGUUUGUGCCGUGUCACCUCCCCGCCUGCCCCUGUCCCUGCCCCCACCCCAGUUAUGUCCCCUUUUUCGGUUCUGAUUUGGAGAUGUCUCACCACCCGAGAGCCAUACAAGUAGCCGUCUCUGCCCACGGGGACCCUCCUUCCUCACCCCCUAGCUCAGGGAUGGCCCGAGAGGGGGCUGGCCUUUCCACCAGCCCGAGCACCCCGACCCGCACCCCAGACCCCCGAUGGCUGUCCUCCCGCAUGGCCACCGAGGAGCUGCCAUCCUGGACACGCCUGCCCCGUCGAGGUGGGUGAUAGGGGCCUCCCACCUCGAGGGCCUUAGACCCCCCCCAGCCCCAAGCACCCCUCUUUUUACUCAAAGGCACUGACUGUAACCACCCCCCCAGGGUGCUGGCACCUGUCUCCCCCAACCUCUGGCUCCCGCAGGGCCCGGCAUGGACCGAGCCUUAGGCCACGGAGUGGGGCCGGGGUUGGGGAGACGAUGUCACCAGAUGCCAGGACGCCCCCCCCAGUCCCUGUCCUGCAUAUGCAACACCUAGCGUGGGACCCUGUAUAUAACGCUACCUGCCAGCCCACCCAAGGCUCCCCGCCAGUGCGGGGGUGGGGGGUUGCCCUGCUCCUCUGUGACAACGCCUCUUCUUGUCUGUCCUUUUUCUUUCAUUUUUAAAGGGAAGCUUUUUAAGAAGGUAAUUUUCAUAUUAUUUCUACAGGAUAGCUUUUUGGUUUUCUUCCCUGUCCCCGCAAACCUGUCAGCUCCCCCCACAUGCACCCCGAAUGUCUCAGGAUCCCCCUCCGUGGCCGGCCCAGGGCCCGGUGGCAGCAUGCUGGCCUCGGUCAUCCCCCAAUUUCGGACAACCAUCUUGUUGUGGCCGAGCAGGGACACCUCCCCUCCCCGCCCCCCAUCCCCCAAAAACCUCCCAGAGAGGUCCCCCAAGAAGGGAGCCCUGUUCCCCCUAUCCACACACCCCCUCGCAAUAAAACCAACUCAAAAAUCA